ACGACGAAGGCGCUGCUGAGACGCUGUGGAGAGUUUCAGUCCUUUCACUUCGCUGUCACAGCGCUACUAUAGCGCUACUGUACUGACUAUACUUUAUUAUGCAAUUCGUCAAGAUCAACCACAGGAGCAGCAGCAACCCUUUACACACGCAGAAAAUAUGAAAUAGUGUGUAUAUGUGCCUCGCCAGUGCAGCUGCAUUGACGUGAAGCUGGUCAAGCCUUGCGGCACAUGAUGGCGUCGAAGCUCACAGCUACUGUGCGUGCAGUGGGCUCCAAGCGGCUCAACGUGCCACAACGGGCCGCGCUCGUACUUACCAAAACAGCGGUGGAUCGCGUCAAGACUUUGCUAGCCACAAACAAAGACUUCAUUGGGUUGCGAGUUGGCGUUAAACAUCGGGGCUGCAAUGGCCUUACGUACGUUUUAGACUACGCCACUGAGAAAGGCAAGUUCGACGUUGAAGUGCAACAGGACGGAGUCAAAGUUUUCAUCGACACCAAGGCUCAACUAACACUUCUCGGCACAGAAAUGGAUUACGUUGAGACAGAGCUAUCCAGCGAAUUUGUUUUCAACAACCCUAACGUCAAGGGUACCUGCGGUUGCGGCGAGAGCUUCACUGUGUGACCUUUAAUGUGUUUUGAUGCUUGGGUGGUAGAGAUUUUUUUUUUUUUUUUUGAAUAGAAUAAAUUAUACUGUUUCAUUUUCUU
This is a messenger RNA of Dermacentor andersoni, 704 nucleotides long. It is a transcript of the gene MagR, whose product is annotated as Iron-sulfur cluster assembly 1 homolog MagR. Gene Ontology annotation, cellular component: mitochondrion; cytoplasm. NCBI's taxonomy places the organism in Eukaryota, Metazoa, Arthropoda, Arachnida, Ixodida, Ixodidae. Gene Ontology annotation, molecular function: 2 iron, 2 sulfur cluster binding. The record is from RefSeq and is a predicted model, not a curated record. Gene Ontology annotation, biological process: iron-sulfur cluster assembly.